Venturia canescens is the source of this 2547-nucleotide messenger RNA. Its product is annotated as transmembrane protein 179. Lineage: Eukaryota; Metazoa; Arthropoda; Insecta; Hymenoptera; Ichneumonidae. The coding region runs from base 391 to 1056 and encodes 221 amino acids. The record is from RefSeq and is a predicted model, not a curated record. The transcript is spliced from 2 exons.
UUGCGCUGUCGUCAACUGCGCACUUCCGACAUGCAAUCAUAUAAAAGGAAGUGGUGCACAGCUGAAAGAUUCUCGAGUGAUCUCUGAUCUGUCACUUUCAAGUGCAAUACGCAAAACGUGUACUUCUUGAAAGAAAUAAAUUUCUUUUUUAGUCAUCUUCGGUGUCAGUUGAACAAAUGCGUUGGCAGGACGCAAAAAGCCUGCCUUCAAAUUUUCUACCGCCGUGGAAAAAAUAAUGUUUUUUUUUAACUUGGAGCAAUAACCGUGGAGAUAAUUAUCGGUUUUUGUGAUCGGACGAAGCGCAUUCCCUGUGUCGCCAGCAAGACGAAAUAGUAUUUCGUAAACACAUAAUCUUUCUCAAGGAACUCAAGGAAUUUCCUACGGUUAACCAUGGCGUUCACGAAUGUCUUGCUGCUCAGUCAGAUUGCAGGAUACGUUGUAGCUCUGAUUCUGUCUCUAUGCAUUGUUGUUCCUAUGAGUCUUCACCAGGAUGAAUUCCGAGGUCAUUGUCUGCUCUUCUCGACAGGCAUUUGGCAAGAGACCGAUGGUCAAUUCGUCGUAAAUUGGUCAUCACGUAUUUACUGCAAUUAUACAAUAUUCGUGGGUCUUGUAUUAUUUUUGACUGCUGUGGUACAGAUUUAUCGCCUCUCAAUGUUGAUGUACAGAGGAGAAGACAGUUCAUUCCUUUCUGCUUUCAUGGAUGUUGUCAGUUCAAUAUUUUUGACAGGGAUGACCCUCGUUGCGGCAGUUUUGAUAACUCUGGGUUUCAUGACCUGGUGUCAAUGCAUGACCAAAAGAUUUCCAUCCUGCGAAUUAGCAGCGGGCAAUGAUAUCGACAAAACUGAUAACAUUGACACUUCCGGAUUUCAUAUUGAACUCGGGGCUGCACAAUUCGGUGCAUGGAGUAGCCUCUCCAUAUGGGUUGGCCUUUCAGUUUUUGCUGUUCUCAAAGUUCUCAGAUAUCAUCAACUCGAAAACAUGAAAGUAUCCAUGUACACAGAGCGACAAAGAUUAAUAGAAGCCACUAAUGCCAAUCAGCAGGCAGAAACGAGUUAGAGUCAGGAUCACAAUUUAUAUGCUCUAUUCCAUUGAUUCAGCCGACAUCAAAGUUUGCGUCAUUGGUAUGCAACCAAAAUUUUUGGCUACUUUUCAGUCAUUCACAUUGAGCUAUUCUCUUCCUUCUGUACAUUGAAUUUGAAAAACGGUUCGUACAAUGUUUCAAACUGUUCAAUGAGUUUUCCUAGUCUCAGACUUGUGUAUAAUAAUGAAAUAAUACGAGUUUCUUUCCAUCCCAGCGAUGAAGAAUCAAAUGUCACUGAUUUACAGAAGGAAGAUUCUAAGUAAUGCUCAAAAAAUUAGUCCACCACAUUUUUUUUCGUUUUAAAUCUGGUUUUUAUUUUGUUUAAAAAACUCAAUUUUUUGAAAUUAUUUUCACGAUACAAAUGAGUGUGUUUUCGAACGCUGUAUAAUGGACGAUUCGACCAAAGAUUUGAAAAUCGAGUCCCCCUCUUAUAGAAAUUGUUUCUUCCCACUUAUUAAUUCACUCUUAUGGGAAUAUUUACCAGUACCAAUAAGGUUCUGUAUCUCGAAACGAACCAAUAUUUAAUUGUAAUUAAUACUAUAACGCAAGUAUUAAGUGUCAAAUUUAUUACCCUCUGAGUAAGAAGCAUACUAUUAUUGCAAAGUGUGAGUGUGCGAAUGUGCGAUUGGGCGAUUGCACGGAAUGUGGAUUUGGGAGUGUGCACUCCUUCGAUAUUCGCAAAUACGAUAUGUAACCUUUACAUAUCAGAGAUAAAUUAUCGGAACUCGUCGAAAAAUCAAUUGUUAUAAAGCGUCGUUUUGAAAGUUUCUCUUUAUUUUUGUAAUCUCGAGGAAGUCAUUAUGUUCCCUAUCCAAAAAUGAUUUUAAAAAAAUUGGAGACCACUGAAAAAAAAUAGAAGGGAAUAUUUGCUGCGUUCGAACGAUACAACAAUUAACUUGAAAAUUCAAAGCAAAAUGUAGAGAUUUCUAUUUAAUCGCUCGGAUAAUUACUUUUGUUUUCAAAACAUCAUACAUAUCUGUAUUUUUACACCUCCAACCCCUCAUAGAUGCGAUCACGAAAAAAUCUCGUAAGACUUUGAAAAUUAUUAUUCUAUUGUGAGAAAGGAAAAUCAUGAAAUGUAAUUCUCUUGAUAAUACGAAGCGAUCUGGAAUUGUUGCAUCACGUAUAUGUAUAUACUCACUUUACUUUGAAGCUUAAAAUACUUUUGUAAAUAUAUACGUUGUUUUACACAAUUAUAUAAACAAUGAAUUUCGUCAAGUUUUUAGAAUAAUAUUCCACGAUUAUUGGAGUAAAAAAUCACAGAGACGUCAAAUUUGUUGCACUGGAUCUAAUUUUGUUUUUCAUUAAAAAAUCCAGAUUUAUUCGUAAACUGUGAAAAGAAUGUAUUAUUAAUGUAUAAAAAUAUUUGUUGAUAUUAUGUAGAACAUUUUUUAAAUCCAUUAGCCAAAUGAUAGUGUCUUCUGGCGUUCGAACAGAAAUAAAGAUAUUUUUCGGUUAAAUAUCAA